AUGCCAAGUCAGGACAACAGUCUUUUUGAAGAUAAAAAUAUUCAACGUUUUGAUUCUGAUACCAUUAAAAAUCGAUAUGGUAAUAAUUGGAGAAAUUUUGCAUCAAAUGUACGUGAAAUAACUCAACCCGAUGGAUCAAUUAUCAAAGAAUAUAUUAUUGAAGAUCCAACUUUAUUAGAAGAGAUCAAAUCAUCACCAGGACCCACGGAUUCAGCAUUAUCAACAACAAUUUCUGAUGAUGAACAACAACGACAAUCAUUAAAAAAUAAAUUUGCUCAAAUCAAAGCUAAUUUUGAACAAAAAACCAUUUCAAAUGUUAUGGGAUCACCAUUAACAGCAUCGACACAUAGUAGUAACACAACAGCACGUGAAAAUUUGCGAAAACAAACCGAUGAGUUAUAUGCUAGACACAGACGAGCAUCCAACGAAUCAAUACCUAUUCAAACAAUAAAUUUUGAUAAUAACAAUUCAAUACGUACGCCAAAUCAAUCGAUUAAUACACAUGAUAGUUAUCAACGCUCACAAUCAAUCGCAACUGAAAAAUCUAAAACGAAUUCAUUGAGACGUUUAGAAUCAGCUGAUGAAGCCGAUGAAGAAGUUCGACGAAUUCAUCGGCAAGGUGAAGAAAUACGUCGUCAUAAAGAACAAUUUACUCCUAUAUUAUCAACCAAUGAAAUUUCACACCAACCUCGUGUUCAAUAUGAAAUACUUGACGAAGAUGGAAAUCUUUUGAAUAUUGAUGGUGUUCAAGAUUUGAUUAAAAUGUCAGGUGUACACGCACGAGAAGUUCCUCAACUGGAUGGAACAAUUAUUAAAGAAUAUGUUAUAGAUGAUCCUGGACUAUUAUCAAAAUAUCAUUCUCAACAACAAAAAUCAUCAAUUACUUCAUCUUAUCAUCAACAUCAAAUUAAUAGCGAAGAACCUCCGCCACCUCCACCACGUAUGCCAUUACGAUCGUCAAUAUUAUUUCGGCAAGGAACAUCUUCAAUUAAUGAUAAUCUUUCGCAUAAUAUUCAACAGAUUCAUGUUCUUGAACCACAACGUCGCUAUGAAUAUUUAACAAGAACUGGCCGACGCGUUCAAUUUCUUAUAACGAAUUCAAAUAGUUUUAAUCGACAAUUAAUAAAUGAUGGUGAUAUUCGCGAAUUAACGCAUGCUAUUAAUAGCCGUCUUGCACCAUCUUCUACUACUAUUGUACAACAUCAGCACCAAGAACAAGAACAAAAUCAGCAGCAACUAUCAUCAACACAAACAUCAUUUAAUCUACCAAAACACUGGAAUCCAUCAGUUGAUUUUACACAACGAAAACGUAUCGGUUCUGAUACUCAACUAUAUUCUGAAAAUGCCAAUAAUGAUGUUCGGCACAUAUCAACAGAUAUACCUCGUUCCAUAUCUCAUGUUGGUCUCAAUCAAGGCUCGUAUAUUUCGCAAAAUCAUCAACAAGUAUCGAACGAACCAGUUAAUAAUUGGAAUACAUAUCGAUAUCAAGACCCACAUAGUGAAAUUAACAAUCAACAUUAUCAGAAUAAUGAAACUUUUCAAACAUCAUCACAAUUUUUACCAUCACAACCAAUAACAAGAUCCAUGCAUUCACCGCCAAUAAAUACUAAUCAUAUGCAGGUUUCUCAUCAACAAUCCAUAGCUUAUCCAUAUCAAGGGCAACAGCAACAUGGUGUUCGAAUUCUUAAUGAUUUCAAUCAACAACGCACACCGAUCAUAUUUGAUCAACAUAAUAGAAUAUCAACUUGA
This is a messenger RNA of Rotaria socialis, 1749 nucleotides long. The record is from the annotation of a GenBank genome assembly. NCBI's taxonomy places the organism in Eukaryota, Metazoa, Rotifera, Eurotatoria, Philodinida, Philodinidae.